Pieris macdunnoughi is the source of this 1749-nucleotide messenger RNA. The record is from the annotation of a GenBank genome assembly. NCBI's taxonomy places the organism in Eukaryota, Metazoa, Arthropoda, Insecta, Lepidoptera, Pieridae.
AUGCCUUUCAAAUAUAAAAAAAAAGAAACGUCUAGAACCAGGAGCAAUUUAGAUCUGUCAGUAAUAAGAAAUGCUAUAUGUGACAUUGAUAAAGGAAAUUCUAUUAGAGGUGUUGCUUUGGAAUAUGGAAUUGAUCGAAAUACUUUACGAAAUUAUUUAAGAGACAGGUCCAAAUUGACUAAAAUAACUGAAAAAGGAAGUCAGUUUAAAACAUCUUUGAUAUUUACGAUCGAGGAAGAGAAAGCACUUGUUGACUAUGUUCUAACUUGCAGCAAAAUGAAUUAUGGCUUAACCAGACAGGCGGCUAUGAAGCUGGCAUAUGAAUAUGCAACAAUAAAUUCUAAAAAGGUUCCAGAUUCUUGGACUUCCAAUAACUGUGCAGGAAAAGAUUGGUUCAGAGGAUUCAUGACAAGAAACCCUGAACUAAGUUUGAGGACCCCAGAAGCUACCAGUUUAUCAAGAUCAACCACCUUUAAUAGAAAAAACGUUGCUGAUUUUUUUGACAACCUCAAAGAAGUUAGAGAAAGAUUUAAAUUUGAAGCUCAUAACAUUUAUAACUGCGAUGAAACGGGGUGUACGACUGUACAAGAAUGUCCCAAAGUAAUAGUGAGCAAGCAUGUUCGUCAAGUUGGACAAGUAACUUCGGCUGAACGUGGCAGUCUUGUGACCGUUUGUUUCGCCGUGAACGCUCUGGGAAAUGUUAUUCCACCAUUUUUCAUAUUCCCUAGGGUUAAAUACAACGAAUCCUUUGUAGCUAGUGGACCACCAGGCUCACAAGGUGACUCCUAUCCGAGUGGAUGGAUGACAACCAAGAGUUUUGUAAAAUUCAUGGAGCAUUUUGUCAAGUAUUCGAAAGCGUCUGUUCAAAACCAAGUCCUGCUUAUCCUCGACAACCACGAAAGCCAUGUCAAUAUUGAAGUCGUCAAAUACGCAAAAUUACAUGGAGUAACUUUGCUGACUUUACCACCCCACUGCAGCAAUAAGUUACAGCCAUUGGAUGUUGCCAUUUAUUCAUCUUUGAAGGCUAGAUAUAACUCAGCCAUGAAUAAUUGGAUGGUAAGUAACCCAGGACGAACUGUAACGAUCUACAAUAUACCAGGAUUUGUUAGCACAGUCAUGUCUCAGGCUUUUAGCCAAUCCAAUAUUUUGAGUGGAUUUCGAAAAACUGGAAUACACCCCUAUAACCCGGACAUCUUUACAGAUGAAGACUUUUUAUGCUUCUCGGUAACAGACAGAGAAAUGACUGGUGAACUUCAACAGCAAGAUGUUUCUUCGAUUGCUUUUCCCUCAGUAGCUGCAGAACUACCGCCAGAUUUAAAUAUGAUCGAACUACCUUCAUCAUCUACUGUACAACGUCAAUCAGAGCCUUCAACAUCAGCAUCAGUAUUCAUGAAUGAAACUGUAGCGUCUAGGGCCAAUUCACCAUCAAUUUUGAUUGGGGAAGAAUCUGAGCAGGCAAUUGCAAUCUUAGGAAAAUCGGCAGAGGUAGCUUCUACAUCUCAAGAUCUGGAAAUGACAACGGUAGAUUAUGAUUCACGACAAAAACCAAAAAUAGUUUUACCACAAAUGAUUCGUCCAUUUCCAAAAGCUGCUCCAAGAAAAAGUCUUCGUCGUGGUAGACAGCCUGGAAAAACUAAAAUUUUAACAAAAACGCCUGAAAAACUAGACCAAGAUGAUGAUGCACCGACAUCUAAGAAAAUUAAAAUAACUAAAAGAAACAAAAAGGUAAAACAAAGAAAAAGACUGUAA